AUGUCCACUCCGGCUUGGCUCGCCGGACUUCUCACCUUCGUCUUCUUCGGCCAUCUCGACCCCCAAAAGUCCACCGAACCUCCCGCCGAAGACCACCAAGACUCGGCCGGCAGCGGCCACGGCAUGGAGGAUGUCGUCGCAGACCCUGCGCCUGCUGUGCCCGAAGUCGAGCCUGCGCCGCCUCCAGAGCCGGAGCCUGAACCCAAACCUCCCCGCAUGCUCCCCGUCCAGCAGCCGGGCCCCAGCAACCACCUGUCGUGGGACUACGUCACCUACAACAAGGGCGACAGGUACGGACCGCGCCCGGGCAUGGGCUACGUGUCCACGCCCAUCCGCUCGCCUCUCUUCCAGGUCAACACCUUCAAGCCCCGAGCCACCGAGGGCAACCCCUACCUCUUCUUCUGCCCGGCCGUAGAAGGCCAGCCCGGUACCAUCCAGAUCUUCCGCCGCAAGGACCUGUCCCUCGUCUACUCGACCCACGGCUUCCACGCCACCGGCAACUCGCGCAUGCAGGAGUACGACGGUAAGCAGUACCUGACCUUCUGGGCCGGCGAGCCCGCCUCGGGUCACGGCGUCGGCAACGGCAUCAUGUACGACGACGAGUACCAGCUGGCCUACAACCUGUCCAUCAACACCUUCAACACCAUGGCCGACUCGCACGAGUUCCAGCUCACCCACGACGGCGGGGCCAUGUUCAGCGCCUACGAGGCCAUCCGGGGUUACGACAUGACGCCCGUCGGCGGGCCGCCCGACGGCGUUCUCCAGGACUCGUGCUUCGAGGAGGUCGACAUCGCCACGGGCGAGACGCGCUUCGCCUGGCGCGCCUCGGACUGGUUCUCCAUCACCGAGACGGCCGUCCCUUACAACGACGUCGAGGACUACGGCCACCCCACCCACGACGGGGGCUGGGACUUCUUCCACAUCAACAGUCUCGAGAAGACGGCCGACGGCAACUACCUCGUCGUCGGCCGCCGACUUAGCAUGAUCACCCUCAUCAACGGCACAAGCGGCGCCCCCAUCUGGCAGGUCGGCGGCAAGAACAACCAGUACAGGGACCUGUCGGACGGUAUGGCCACCAGCUUCGGCUACCAGCACCACGCCCGCUUCGUCGACGACGCCCAGACCGAGAUCGUCAUGUUCGACAACUCGGACCUGGCCGGCACCCAGCCCAACCCCGGCUGCGGCGACAGGUGCUCCCGCGGCCUGCACAUCAAGCUCAACCACGAGGAGAAGACGGCCAAGCUCGUCAGGUCCUACUACCACCCUUACUCCGUCCAGUCUCGUGCCGAGGGCGGUGCCGAGAAGCAGCCCAACGGCAACCUCCUCAUCGGAUGGGGCAAGGUCCCUGCCUUCACCGAGUACACCGCCGACGGCGAGGUCCUCCUCGACGUACAGACCGGCCCUUGGAGCGACUCUGUCGUCGGCGAGUCCCACGUAUACCGCAUCUAUAGCCAAGACUGGAGGGGUAACCCCAAAUGGAACCCUGACAUUGCCGCCAGGGACGGCCACAUCUACGUCAGCUGGAAUGGUGCCACUGAGCAGGAAUACUGGGCACUGUUCACCGGGGACGCUAGCGACUCCCUGGAACCCACAUACAUCACGUACCGCAACGGCUUCGAGACCACGAUGCCUAUUCUGGGAAACCCCCGAUACGCUCGUGUCGCCGCCCUCGAUGCCACCGGGAAGCUGCUGGGCAGCACCGACCGCAUCGACCUGGAGACGGGCCUCAAAUCGAGUGUGGAUUCUCAGCUCGAUAUCGACUUUAUCCUUGACCCGCAUACUCUGGUAUGA
Molecule: messenger RNA, 1791 nt
Organism: Geosmithia morbida
Lineage: Eukaryota; Fungi; Ascomycota; Sordariomycetes; Hypocreales; Bionectriaceae
Product: Arylsulfotransferase (ASST)
Exons: 3
Coding region: 1-1791 (596 amino acids)
Source: RefSeq, a predicted model, not a curated record